CACCAAUUAAAGCUUAAAGAAUUUGUAAGAGUUCAACCAACUUUGGCAAGAUCUUUUCCGCAUUUCCAGCAAUUAUCAUAUGAUUUUCCUUAGCUCUAAUGCUCUAUAUUGCGCAGAAACCAUCAUUUAUCAUUUCGAAAACUACAGUUGCAAUUAGGCUGGCACUUGUUGCUACCGUUUGGAGCCAAUCAGCCCCACUUAGGUUUCGAAUUCAGAUCCGAUUCCAUUCCAACUCCCCAGUCUUCAAAACGACGUGGGCAUCGCGUAGACCCCACUUAACUAUAAAAGUUAUCGGGGUAUUUGUGAGCCGUUUCAGUUGUUCGAGGUUCGCAGUCGCAGCAGCACCAUAAAAGUUUACAUAUCUCCCGCACAUUCGCUACUCGGAUAAAUUAUGUAAAAUCGAAAACAACGCGAGAUAAAACACAAAGACACACGCGUUAGUUGGAAUUAAAUAUAGUUAUAUCGUAAACAGAACAAUCUCAUUUGUGAUCUGCACAACAAUGCAGCCCAAUGCAUUUCACAAGCUUUUACUAUUACUUCCGCUCGCCUAUCAACAUACAUCUAAUGAUGCCCGUGAUGAAUCACAUUGGAACUACGAGACGAACGGAAAGAAUUGGGGCGGAGUUUGUUCUUCGGGAGUCAGGCAAUCACCCAUUUCAUUGAAUGUUCAAAAAUCCCUCAUUGUGCCAUUGCCUCGGAUCGUUUUCGGAAACUAUGACAUAAAGUUGAAAGGGCCGCUCACCCUUCUCAAUAAUGGACAUACAGUUCACAUGGACAUACCCGAAACGACAAACGGCAAGAAACCCUUUAUCACCGGAGGUCUGUUGAAAGGUCGUUAUGUGGCCGAUGGUCUACACUUCCAUUGGGGAUCACCCGAUUCCCGGGGAUCUGAACAUUUGAUCAACCAGCAGCGCUUCGACGUGGAAAUGCACAUCGUCCAUCGGAAUGCUAAAUACCAAGAUAUCGAUGAGGCAGUUAAUCACAAAGAUGGAUUGGCUGUUAUUGCUGUCUUGUUAAAAAUUGUAAAGAAUCCCAAACUCAUAUUUCCGGGCCUAAACAAAGUUUUGGGUGCAUUGCCAAGAGUAACGAAGUAUUCGGCGAGAACAACCAUUCCGGGGGGCUUAAGCUUGGGUCAGAUGCUGGGGAAUGUGAAUCCCCGCGACUUCUUCACCUAUCGAGGAUCUCUGACCACGCCCAUUUGCCAGGAGGCCGUCACCUGGAGUGUGUUUUCGCAAGUCCUGCCCGUAUCCUAUUCAUCGGUAUCCAGAUUUUGGAAAUUGCGAGACUCAGAGGGCCACAGGCUAAUCAACAACUUCCGUGGUAUCCAACCGCGAAAUGGAAGACCGGUGUUCUAUAGAGUCGGAAAAGAUCUGAGUGGUGCUUACCUGGGAAAUUAUACCGUAUAUUCGCAUCGGAAUAAUUGUGUAAAUUUGAAAGCGACGCUAUAUAAAAAAACACGCGUGUGUUUGUUGGAAUUUAUUAUUAUUGUAGUAUCGUUAACAGAAGAACCACAUUUGCAAUUUACAACAAUGCAGCUAAAUGUUUUUCACAAGCUUUUACUUUUUCUACUGCUCGUUUAUCAGCAUACAUCAAAUGGUGCUGAUUGGAAUCACAAAACGAACGGGAGGAGUUGGAAAGGAAAAUGUGCCUCGGGAGAAAAACAAUCACCUAUUUUGUUGAGUGCGGAAAAAGCUCGAAUCUUGCUUAUGCCUCGGAUUGUUUUCGGAAACUAUCACGUUAAGUUGAGGGGACCGAUAUCCAUUACUAAUAAUGGACAUACAGUUCAAAUGGACAUCCCCGAAACGUCUAACGGACGGAAACCCUACAUAGUUGGUGGCACUCUAAAGGGCCGCUAUGUGGCCGACGGUCUACACUUUCAUUGGGGAUCCCCUGACUCCCGCGGAUCAGAGCAUUUAAUCAAUAAGCAAAAAUUCGACGUGGAAUUGCACAUUGUCCAUCGGAAUAUUAAAUACAUAGAUAUAAACAAGGCAGCCGCUAAAAAAGAUGGACUCGCUGUUGUUGCGGUCUUGUUUAAAAUUGUUGAGGAACCCAAACGCAUAUUUCCAGGCUUAAACAGAGUUAUGAAUGCAGUCGCAAAGAUUCAAAAAGAUGAAGCAAAAACGACUAUUCCGGGCGGAUUUACUUUGGAUCAGAUGAUUGGAAACGUGAAUCCGCAUGACUUUUUCACGUAUCGGGGAUCGUUGACCACGCCCCUCUGCCAGGAGGCGGUAACCUGGAUUGUGUUCUCCGAUGUCCUGCCCGUAUCCCAUUCAUCGGUAUCGAAGUUUUGGAAAUUGCGAGACCACGAGGAUCGCAUACUAAUCAACAAUUUCCGAAAAGUACAACAUUUAAACGGACGACAUAUAUUUCAUAGAGUUGGAAAGUUUGUAUGAGUCAUUAUUGCUUUUUUUUAAAUUAAUAAAUUAUUUACAUAAUUAAUAA
Messenger RNA from Drosophila gunungcola (fruit fly), 2442 nucleotides. RefSeq names its product receptor-type tyrosine-protein phosphatase gamma-like. Gene Ontology annotation, molecular function: zinc ion binding; carbonate dehydratase activity. Lineage: Eukaryota; Metazoa; Arthropoda; Insecta; Diptera; Drosophilidae. The transcript has 10 exons. Gene Ontology annotation, cellular component: cytoplasm. The coding region runs from base 501 to 2393 and encodes 630 amino acids. The record is from RefSeq and is a predicted model, not a curated record.